AAAGAUGUAGAGCUGGUUGGAAGUAUAGCUCCAAAAGACAUAGCUAUAAUCUACUGUGACGAUGAAAAUAUUUCAAUUGAUUUGGGUAAUAACCAUAAUAUAAGCAUCGCUAAGGUUGGCAGUAAUAGACCUGAAGAGCGCAAAUAUCAUUGCAAGUAUAAAAUCCAUGUAAAUGAUUAUUGCGGAACUAGAGCUAGCAAUGUGGAUAAGAAUAAUGUCCUUGGUCGAUUGUUGAUGAAACGAAUAGGCGAUA
This is a messenger RNA of Racocetra persica, 253 nucleotides long. NCBI's taxonomy places the organism in Eukaryota, Fungi, Glomeromycota, Glomeromycetes, Diversisporales, Gigasporaceae. The record is from the annotation of a GenBank genome assembly.